Ascochyta rabiei is the source of this 1764-nucleotide messenger RNA. RefSeq names its product Polynucleotide adenylyltransferase. Bases 1 to 1764 code for a protein of 587 amino acids. Lineage: Eukaryota; Fungi; Ascomycota; Dothideomycetes; Pleosporales; Didymellaceae. The record is from RefSeq and is a predicted model, not a curated record. Gene Ontology annotation, cellular component: nucleolus; TRAMP complex. Gene Ontology annotation, molecular function: mRNA binding; poly(A) RNA polymerase activity. The transcript has 3 exons. Gene Ontology annotation, biological process: RNA 3'-end processing.
AUGCACGCAAUCCGCCCACGGCCGACAUGUCGCGCCCAUAACAACUUCUCGCCCUCGAUCGCUCUGUGGCAGCAUUUCAUUGCGCCCAACGAACGCCUGCAGCCGUGGCAGCUCAAGUCUCCGUUCGCAACCGAGGCUCCGCGAAGCCACGAUGAUGGAGUUCUUGUUCCAGAUAGAGGAGUGGGCGCUUCGGAGCUCAAGGAUGCAUCUGGCUCUAUACUAAUCAAAAGAUUCAAAACCGAUAGAGGCAACUGGCGGAGCAGAGACUUAUCGCCAAAGCCUGGAGAGCUCGGCGAGCAGAAACAAGGCGUAUCUCGUAGAGGGCACAUUCCAGGAACUCGCCAAGAUGCUGAGAAGCUGCUCAUCUACGCCAAGGAGGCGUACGAGAAGGCGUCGGACUACCAAGGUGUCACUGUGCAGCCAAUCCGCCCCCAUGGCUUGUUCAAGGAGAGCCACUUACCAUGGGCUUCCAGCAAUAAGGGCGCAAAGUCAGGAGAAGACAGGUUGGAACUCGAAAUCCAAGCCUUCCACGAGUACGUACGACCGAAUCGAGCCGAGAGUAUUGCUCGAAAGCAUGUCAUCGAGCAGGUCCGGCGGCACGUCCAGAAGAUUCUCCCCGAAUACGUCCUCGAGGUUUUUGGUUCAGAACGGACUGGGGUUGCCUUUGCCGGGUCAGACAUCGAUUUGCGCUUGGUCCCCAAACAUAUCAUGGCGGAUACCGCUCAAGCCAAGCUUCCGCCCACUCCCGAGGACAGAGCGAAACGGAGAAGAGAUCUGAAGCGUCUACACCGCGCCCUGCUGCACAAACACAAACACGAUUACAUGCUUCCCACGGUGCGAUGGGCGCGAUACCCUUUGAUCACCCUGCAAGACCGGGCAUCAGGACUGGAUGUACAGCUGGUGCUCUCCAACGAUACAUCUGUCAGCAGGGAAUUGAUGCAACGCUACAUGACCGAGUACAGUUACCUACCGCAGCUCUACUCGGUCGUCAAGGCUAUUUUGGACAUCAGGGGGCUUUCAGAUGUCUUUCGCGGAGGCAUCGGCUCUUACUCUCUCUUCAUGAUGGUAGUCGCCAGCCUCAAGCACAAGCCGUACCCGGGUAACAGAGUAGGGGGCGCGCUGACCUUCUUCCUGCGCUUCUGGAGCUCGUUUAAGACGAAGGGGCUUGGCGUUUCCAUUGAGCCACCAGAGUUCUUCGACAAGUCACAGCAAGUCGUCAUGCACGCCAAAGCCACGAGUCAUAUCGAGGAAGGGCACACACCACCCCUCCCCGCGUGGAUGCUCACCCUCCGCGACCCCGCCGACGAAACCAACGACUUGGGACGCAAGACAAUCGCAUGGAAACACAUACAAACAACCUUUGGAAACCUUGCGGUGAAGCUGCGAGAAGACGUGAAGGUCAACACGCGCCCCAGCUUGCUGGCACCGCAUGUUGGCCCCAUGUACAUGCUGCACCAGGCGCGCCGCAAGAGACUGACCAAGUAUGGAGAGUACGUGGCGACGGAAGGCGGCAAACACGCUGAAAUGGGAGAGAUGACGAGGAGUUUCAGAAAAGUCAGUACUGCGAUCGAGAGACAGGGUGCACCAGUCGCCCCAAGGGCAGCCGCGACGAUCAACGAAGCUGCGGGACCGGCCACCCGAAAAAACCUGGCUGCUACAUCGCAGGCAGUCGGAGAGAACGAGGCUUCUAGUGAACGGUCAGCACACGAGCCCGAGGCCGUUUCAUGGCAAAAGCAGCAGAACAUGGUGGACAAGACGGAGUGA